AUGAAUGUGGCUUCAAUAUUUCAAUUUUCAGCCCAGGACACAUGCCGCGCUUCAUCAGUCCCCAGCAGCCCAUCUGCGACUGCACCUACAUCAUUCCCAGACCCGCUGCCACCAUCAUCACACGAAACAGAGCUGUCUGCCAACAUGUCGUUCAUCUCGCACAAUAUCAUUCCACCUGAAGAUCUGCAAUGCCCAGUUGAGCUCGACGACGAAGAUGAUGGAAAUCUGGAAAUCUCAGGAGAUGGGCUAGGUGAUGAGGAUGAAUUCAGCAUAGAAGGUGAUGAGGCGGAUGAUGAGAGAGACCCAGGAGAGGAGGAUGCAGGAAUGCAGGACAUGACAGGGCUACAUCCACGACGUCCCAUGCCACUGUGGUUGCGCGAUGCCUUCAAGUUGAAGGUCACCAAGUCUGCGCAGCGAAACAAGAAGGGGCUGCCGCCACUCUAUGCAAACCAUCAGACCUUCUGGUUUCCCCAGCCAUCGACAUUUUUUAUCCUUCAAUGGAAGGUUGUCUCACCGCAAAAUCUCUACAACCCCAAGUUCACGUUGUGGGAUCCUGAGUCCCUCUGUCCCAAUGGUAUUCCUUGCCCAAAUUGUUGUACUUGGCUUUGCCGACUCUGUCAUAUAUCUCACCCUCGCCGCUGUGUCAGUAUCAAUGAAACAUUUAUUAUUAUUGGAUACCGAUACCGUUGUCCGAAGUGCCUUCACCCUGUAUCUGGUAAAAAUACUGUUACAUUUAGGAACUGGGACACACGAAUCCUGGCUGUGUUGCCAUCAGAGCUUGCAACCAAGUUUCCCGCUCGCCUCAGCCAUCGAAGUGGCAUCUCCACCACUCUUGCUGGGUGGAUGUGGUCCUGCUUUCAGAAUGGCAUGGGAGCAAAGCAAUUUUCCGAUGCUCUGUGUGUCCAACAUCUACUAAAAUAUGAUGAGCUGCAUCUUCAGUACCUGGAUCUCCUUGCUCGCUGUACAUUAGAUGGGUGGAGUGGUCAAAAAUAUGAGGCUUUUCCUCUGUUUGAGAACAGAGGCCCACAAGGGCUCCAUGGCUUUGUCCCUGGAGCUAUAUGGAUUCAAGACAUGUAUGACUGCUAUAUUGAGGAACAUAAAUCCAAGUUCAACCAACAUACCGCCAUGCUCAGUGCUGAAAUAUGUGCACUUGAUCAUAGUCACAAGAUUACAAAACACAUCACAAAAGUUAAUGGAGAAGAGGUCUUUACAGCAUUGCUGACGGUCACAAAUCAACUGGGCAAGAUCAGAUCCUGCAACUUGGUUGCAACAAAAUCACAUGCACAGUUCGAAGAGGCACUGAAGGGAAUUCUACACUCACUCAAGUUAUACAGCCAUAUUUUGCUGUACUUGUUUUUCACUGAUAACAUGGCCGAUAAACAAUUCCUCGAGCACUGCUUUCUGUCCCUUUUGGAAUCUGUGGUUCCGGUUGAGAAGUACCAGAAUCUAGAACCUCUGGUUGUGCCAGAUAACGUCCUGAUUUUCAUCUAG
This is a messenger RNA of Laccaria bicolor S238N-H82, 1491 nucleotides long. RefSeq lists its product as uncharacterized. The coding region runs from base 1 to 1491 and encodes 496 amino acids. Lineage: Eukaryota; Fungi; Basidiomycota; Agaricomycetes; Agaricales; Hydnangiaceae. The transcript has 2 exons. The record is from RefSeq and is a predicted model, not a curated record.